UUGUUAAAGAAAAUUUGGAGCAAACAUUUUUUGUUGGUGGAAAAACGACAAUUUCCGUUUUUAAUUAAAAUUAUGAAUUAAUUAACACAUAGAUUUAGAGCGUAUUGUAACUUGAGACGGUUUAGUAACUGCUACAUUAAAUUAAAUCAUGGCUGUCCUGGGCGCCCAACUGGUCAUCACUCUGGUGAUGGUCAGUGUCAUCCAAAAAUUAAGUCCGCAUUACUCCUUUGCCAAAUGGAUAUUAUGCCGCACCGGUCUCUUUCGCUAUCUGCAUCCCACCGACGAUGAGCUGCGCACCAAGGGCAAUGUUCCGAAGGAGAAGCUAUCCAAGGGCAAACACAAGCAGCAUCAGAAUGGCGGAGUUUCUUCCAAUAGUGGACAAUUUCAUGUACCGCGUAGCAUAGAAGUUGAACUGGAGACGACACCAGUUCAAGAGAGAGAUGUUGUGCAUUUACGGUAUUUUACCGAAUACCAAUGGCUAGUGGACUUUAGUGUCUAUGCUGGCAUCGUCUAUGUGUGCUCUGAGGUAUUUCAUUUUUACUUCCCAUUGAAGCAAGAGAUCAACUUAAGCAUGGUCUGGUGCCUAUUGGUCAUAUUUUUUGCUCUCAAACUGUUGUCUUCCCUCACCGUGUUGUACUUCCAAAGCGAAGAAUCGAUUGGAGAACGCUCUAUGGUAAUUGUGGCAUGUUUGGUAUAUCUAUUGAUUGCCAUGAUUGUUCUAAUUAUCGAUGAGCGUAUAUUAGAAACUGGACUGGAGGAUGCUUAUACCAGUUUCAAUGCAAGUGCCUCAAAAUUUCUCACCGAACAGGGAUUACCCUCAUCUGGUCCAGCAUCAAAAAUAGUUGUAAAAUUCUUUUUGGCCUUAAGCUGCGGUCUACUUGGCUCACUGUUCACUUUUCCUGGCCUGCGUAUGGCCAAAAUGCAUUGGGACUCACUGAAAUACUGCCGCGGCAAUCGUUUGCUGCAAAUCCUAUUGAAUCUCAGUUUUGUAUUACCUUUUAUUUUGGUCAUAUUGUGGAUAAGGCCCAUUAGUCGUGAUUAUUUGACGGUGCGCGUAUUCCAGGGUAUGCAACAGCCACUACUAAAACCGCAUGUGUUUGAGACACUGCGUCUGCUCUUGGUUGUGUUUGUGGUCAUUAUGCGCUUUGCCUUGAUGCCCAUCUAUCUGCAAUCGUACCUGAAUCUGGCCUAUGACAAGAUAAUGGAUCUUCGCAAGGAGGCUGGACGCAUUACCAACAUUGAGUUUCAGAAAAAGAUCUCCUCCAUAUUCUAUUAUCUUUGCGUUGUGACCCUGCAAUUUGCUGCACCGCUAAUUUUGUGCCUUUAUUUGACUCUAAUGUACAAGAGUCUUGGCGGAUUCAGUUGGGCGGGCAUAUUCAAGGACAGCGUUGUCCUGCAGCAUGAAUGUGCAGCUGGCGAUAAUGAUUUGACGACUGCAGCGGAUAAUGCUGAUCGUGAAUUUGAUAUACUAGAAUCGGCCCAAUCUCUGCAGGCCUCAUUUACGAGUCUGAAAAAUGUGUUCUCUACAGAGGUAUAUAAAGGAUUUUUGGGCUUUGCCACCUGGUGGUGUUAUUUUACAUUAUUUGCCACCUCUUCACUGGGCAUUGUCUAUCAAUCGUAUUUUAAUAAGACCUAAGAAGCAAAACUCAAAUGAUAAAAAGCGCACCAAAUACUAAAGAAAAAAACCCAAGUAACUUAGAAAAUUUUACGUUUCAAAUUGUUUCGUAGUCGAGAA
Molecule: messenger RNA, 1735 nt
Organism: Drosophila willistoni
Lineage: Eukaryota; Metazoa; Arthropoda; Insecta; Diptera; Drosophilidae
Gene: emei
Product: transmembrane protein 161B
Exons: 7
Coding region: 149-1636 (495 amino acids)
Source: RefSeq, a predicted model, not a curated record